CCACCACCACCACAACUGACGUCAUUGGUUAUCCUCAUGAAUUUGGCCUCUUCAGAUCACUUGGUGGCUCACUGUCUUGAGGUCCCAGUCCAGCUGUUUCCACCGAUUUGGACUCUUCUCAGGUGCAGUGGCAAAGUCAACUAAUCAGGAUGCUGUUUGGCUUCUUCUUAUUCUCUGUUGGACUCCUCUUCAGCAUAAGAACAUGCACUGCAGCACAAGCAGAGUUGAGGAUUACUACAAUAAUGCAAGAGCCUUACACGAUGUCCAAAGGCUCUCAGCUGGAGGGUUUCUGCAUGGACCUGCUGUCUGAGGUAGCCAAGAAGGUGGGCUUCAAGUACAAAGUGCACCUGGUCAAAGACAACUCUUAUGGCAGGCAGGAUGAUAACGGACACUGGAACGGCAUGGUCGGCGAAGUCGUGAGAGGGGAGGCCGACCUGGCCAUUGCGCCGCUGACGCUCACGGCGGCUCGGGAGAAGGCGGUAGGGAUGACGAAACCCUUCAUGCAGACGGGAAUAAGCAUCCUGAUGAGGAAGGACAUCUCAGAGGAAACGGGAUUCCUUGAUUUCCUCACCCCCUUUUCAGCCAAGACGUGGGCUGGCAUCAUUGUUGCUUACCUGGCAACUGCUGCUUGCCUCUCACUAGUGUCCAGAGUCAGCCCGAGUGAGUGGAGUCAUCCUCAGAGUGAAGAGAACAUCUUCAGUCUUCCGUACAGUUUGUGGUAUGCAGUUGGAGCGCUGACUCUGCAAGGUGCCGGUCCGCACCCCCGAGCCCUCUCGGGCCGAGUCAUCUGCUGCAGCUGGUGGUUAUUCGCCGUGGUCAUCCUGGCUUGUUAUUUCUCCAACCUCAGCUCGUCAAUGAGCCCCGAGUCCACUCAGCUGACGGUGAAAGGAUUCCAGGACUUGGCCAAUCAGGAUGUGAUCCAGUAUGGAUGCUUGAGCGCCUCCUCCACUCUGGCUUUCUUCAAGAAUUCCGACAACCCAGUGUACCGCAGGAUCUAUGAACACAUGGAGAGAAGUAGAAGUUAUGUGUCGUCCAUGGAUGAAGGCAUCCAGCGAGCAAAGGAGGGCAACUUUGCCUUCAUAGGAGAGUCUGUCUCUCUCGACUUGGCGGUGGCGCGUCAUUGUGACCUCGUCAGAGCACAUGAAGUAGUCGGCAUGAGGGGAUACAGCAUUGCCGCCACGCUCGGUUCUCCAAUCCUAAAGAACCUGAGCGUGGCCAUCCUGCAGCUGAGUGAGGCCGGCGAGCUGGCCUAUCUUCAGAGUAAAUGGUGGGCCAGCAGCUGCAUGGUGGACAAGGCCAAGUCCACAGCUGUGCAGCCACACAGUCUCAAGGGGAUGUUUGUGGUUCUUGCGCUGGGCCUGACACUGGGAGCUCUGCUGGCUGUCCUGGAGCUCUCCUCCAGGAGUCGCAGCAAUGCGGCAGAGCAGAAGAAAGCCUUCUGUCGGGUCCUGACUGAGGAGCUCAGCUUGCGUUUCAGGAACAAGAAUGCAAACAGCGUUCAAGAUCCUGCUGAUGAUAAAGAUACAGACAAGGCAUAGAAGCAUCCUUCAAAAACUGACACAACCUCAUUUUCUUCUCAUUUGACAGAACCGCUAACUGUAGGUUAAGCUAGUGUACCUUAUAUAUAAAAAAAAAAAAUCAUUGUUUCAAAAUUCACAUUGUUAGUUAAAUAAUAAUUAACAAAAAUGUUCAUGAACAAUUAACAAUUCUAACUGAGCUAACAGCAAUAUGCAUAAAACAUUUUGUAAACAGUCAGCAUGCAGUAGGAUGCAAUUAUUACAGUAGGCUGAACUCGAUUAAAAGUGUCUAAAAAGUGGUUAUCAAGUGUGUUUCUUGUCAUUUUACUUGGACACACUUCUUGUGGUAAUUUGAACAAAGUAAUAAAGUAAGAGUG
Molecule: messenger RNA, 1894 nt
Organism: Dunckerocampus dactyliophorus (ringed pipefish)
Lineage: Eukaryota; Metazoa; Chordata; Actinopteri; Syngnathiformes; Syngnathidae
Gene: grik6
Product: probable glutamate receptor
Exons: 10
Coding region: 150-1538 (462 amino acids)
Biological process (GO): modulation of chemical synaptic transmission; monoatomic ion transport; synaptic transmission, glutamatergic
Cellular component (GO): AMPA glutamate receptor complex; dendritic spine; postsynaptic membrane
Molecular function (GO): AMPA glutamate receptor activity; transmitter-gated monoatomic ion channel activity involved in regulation of postsynaptic membrane potential
Source: RefSeq, a predicted model, not a curated record